This is a messenger RNA of Myxocyprinus asiaticus (Chinese sucker), 1896 nucleotides long. It is a transcript of the gene bscl2l, whose product is annotated as BSCL2 lipid droplet biogenesis associated, seipin, like. Gene Ontology annotation, biological process: lipid storage; lipid droplet organization. NCBI's taxonomy places the organism in Eukaryota, Metazoa, Chordata, Actinopteri, Cypriniformes, Catostomidae. The record is from RefSeq and is a predicted model, not a curated record. The transcript is spliced from 9 exons. The coding region runs from base 300 to 1505 and encodes 401 amino acids. Gene Ontology annotation, cellular component: endoplasmic reticulum membrane.
UUUAGAUUAAUCAAAGUCAGAUGUCAGAGCUUCUAGGGCAGAGUGUUGUCAGGACGCCAAACACACAGGAACUCAGUCAACAAUACAGAAAUAUGAAGUGGUGGUGAGUCUGGGGCAGCAUGAGUAUUGAGGGAGUUUCUGUGUUCAGCGAUGCAUACCAAAGGACGCCAAGGACAGCUGGGAUAGAAAGACAAGAAGAGGUUGUGAAAUACUUUUCCAAGACAGUAGCUUCAACAACUUCAAUCUGAAUACAACAAGAACAUUUGAAAGUUAUAAAUCUCUUUAAAAGUGCACCAAGAAUGGAGGAGUUCAGUCCCGAGAGUUAUAAUGUGCAAGAUAUCAGACCUCAGAUUGGUGGGCUGUUGGUCCAGAUCCAGGAGAUGGCAUCAGUGCUGUUUGUGAGGAUCAGACAGAAACUUCUGGAAACAGCCAUUUUGAUCUGUGUGAUUCUACUGGUGUUCUGGCUGGCCUUAUUCCUCUAUGGAAGCUUCUAUUACUCCUUUAUGCCCACUGCCAAUCACAUUACACCUGUCCACUUCUACUACAGGACUGAGUGUCCAUCUCCUCAUCACUCCAUGUGUUCUUUUCUCGAGGCUAACGUCUCACUGCUGAAAAAUGGAAAACAACAGGUAAUGACAUAUGGUCAGCCCUAUCAGAUCACGCUAGAGUUGGAAAUGCCAGAAUCUCCAGCCAAUCAGCAGUUGGGAAUGUUCCUGGUAAAAAUGUCCCCCUAUUCUAAAGCUGGUCAGGUUGUUGGCACAUCAGCACGUUCUGCAAUGCUUCAUUAUCGUUCCACUCUGCUCCAAUCUCUGGGUACAGUCAUCUUCUCCCCCAUGCUGUUGACAGGGGUGUCAGAGCAAAAGCAGUCAGUUAUGGUGGAGCUGUUCUCUGAAUUCAAAGAUGACACUUACAAACCCACUAUUGGUGCUGUUAUAGAGAUCCAUUCUCCACAUGUUCAGAUCUACAAAGCAAAUCUCUACAUCUUUGCUCAUUUUUCAGGCAUCAGGUACCUGCUGUAUCAUUUCCCCCUGACCUCAGCUGUGAUCGGGGUGAUGAGUAACUUUACCUUCCUCAGUUUGAUCAUCGUUUUCAGCUUCCUGCAGUUUAAUAUGAGUGGCCGCAUGUUGUUACCUAUAAAGGCUGAUACGCAACAAGAAGAAUUAAAGGAUGAAUCAGAGGACAUGAACGAUCAGUGUGAACUCCAGGAUGAAGAAAAUGCCACAGCCACUACAACACAUUUGAUGGAUUCCCCCCUUGUAUUGGGCAGCGAUGACAUCAUGGAUUCCAAUGCUGUUGAGAUGGAAGAAUCCAUUCCAGACAUGGGGAUGGCUGAGAGUGAAGACUCCAGAGAACUUGCUGAAGAAGAACCCAUUUGUGAAUUAGGUAAUGGGGAAAUGAUUUUGAGGCAAAGGCAUUUGUCAGAGGGGACGUUACAAUCAUCUCAGGCAUUAAAAGACACCGUAGAUAAGAACUACUAUCGUGUUGGUGUCUGUUUGUGCUCCUAGAGCCGAUGGAGUAUAACUGUCUGCUUAACAAGGGGAAAGGUUAUGACAAGCAAAGGCCACCUACUGGACUAUAUGUACUUUAUAACUUUAGUAACAGUUUCCUUUUUUUUAAAAAAACGAUUAACUUUUUUGCUAGACUGAUGUAAUAGCUUGUAUUUUAGUUCACUAUUAUUUGACAAGAAAAGCACACAUAUAUUUGCCACCAUGUUCGAAAAUAUAUUUUUGUCUCCCAGCUAUUGACAAAUGACCUACAUAUCCAAGCACAUUUUGAUUUAUAACCUUUUUAUUGAUAACCAAAUGUAACCUUUGAUUCUGUAUGGAUUGUGUUACGCAAACAACAUUGCCUUGUCUAUUAAAAACAAUGAGACUACAGCAAUAAAUAGCCGAUAGG